GAAAAUACUUUCACUCCCUAAAUGUAUAAACGAAAUACCAACUCACUAUAGAAAAAAGGUAGGGGAAAGGAAAUUUCAUUUCCGUAUUUAUAUAUUUUCCUAGGGUUAGGUUUUGUGAUCGAUUCGAGAGAGGGACAAUAUGGGUGGGAAUGUCGAUUCGACUGAGUCAGGACUCGGUGGCAAUGGUGGGAGAGUAGAAGAAGAGGAGUGAUGGUUAAUAUCCGCUGCUCUAAUGGCACAAAAUUUGCGGUUAGGACCAUGCUCGAUUCAACAGUUGGAUCUUUCAAAGUUGUUAUUGCUCAGAAUUGCGAUUUUCCAGCUGAUCAGCAACGAUUGAUUUAUAAAGGGAGAAUCUUAAAGGACGACCAAACACUUCAAAGUUAUGGUUUGCAAUCUGAUCAUACUGUUCAUAUGGUUCGUGGUUUUGCUGCAUCUCCAUCAACGCCUCCUCCUGCGGCUGCCACAAAUGUUGGAACUCCUAAUACUACACCAGGGGUCACACGUGGUGUUGGUUCUAAUGAGGAUGCUGGUAUGGGAGCAUCAUUAUUGCCUGGGCUUAUUCCGCUUGGCAGUAAUGGAGGUAGUUUUGGUUUGUUUGGAUCUGGUCUUCCCGAAUUUGAACAAGUACAGCAACAACUAACUCAAAAUCCCAACAUAAUGAGGGAAAUAAUGAAUACACCCGCUAUUCAAAGCAUGGUGAAUAACCCUGAGUUAAUGCGCACUUUGAUUAUGAGCGAUCCUCAAAUGCGUGAGAUUAUUGAUCGAAAUCCAGAGCUUGGCCAUAUAGUUAAUGAUCCUAGCAUUCUGCGGCAGACUUUGGAAGCUGCUAGGAAUCCUGAACUCAUGCGUGAAAUGAUGCGAAACACUGACAGGGCUAUGAGCGGUAUUGAAUCCUCUCCUGAGGGAUUUAACAUGCUUAGGCGCGUGUAUGAAAAUGUUCAGGAGCCAUUUUUGAAUGCUACGACUAUGGCUGGAAAUAAUGGAAAUACUCCAGGUUCAAACCCAUUUGCUGCUCUUUUGGGCAAUCAAUGUGGUUCUCAAGCUAGGGGCUCACCUAUCAACACUUCUGUAACUGGUUCUGAAAGCACCCAGGGACAAACCUCGCCAAACACAAAUCCUCUUCCUAACCCCUGGAACAACAAUGUUGUUGGUGGGGGAACCCAGACCAAUACUUCUGGGGGGUCAAAUCCUGCUGGGGAUGCUAGGACACCAGGUAUUGGUGGUUUGGGAGGCCUUGGACUUCCAGAUAUGUCGCCCAUGUUGAAUGGAAUGCCAGAUACUUCUCAUUUGACUCCAUUGUUGCAAAAUCCAGCUGUAUCACAGAUGAUGCAUAGCAUAAUGUCUAAUCCCAAUUACAUGAAUCAGAUUAUGAAUCUCAAUCCCCAAUUGCGUGAAAUGUUUGAUUGGAAUCCUCAAUUGAGAGAAAUGACGCAAAACCAAGAAGUACUUCGUCAGAUGUUUUCCCCUGAGACAAUGCAGCAAAUGCUAGCUUUACAGCAGUCUCUUCUGUCUCAGCUCAACCGACAGCAAUCAACUGAGGAUUCUGCACGGACAGGUGCUACGGCAGGAGCAGUCCCUACUGCUGGUCUGGAUUUGUUGAUGAAUAUGUUUGGUGGACUAGGUGCUGGUAGCCUCAGUGUUCCCAACCAACCUGAUGUUCCUCCGGAAGAACUGUUUGCUACACAAUUAUCGCAACUCCAAGAAAUGGGUUUCUAUGAUACGCAAGAUCAGGGCACUUCGCGCUACGUCUGGUAAUGUCCAUGCUGCGGUUGAGAGACUCCUGGGAAAUUCCGGGCAGUGAUUUUUUACAACUUGAUGCUUCUAAAUUUUACCAAGGGCUCUCGUGUAAGGUCAGUUGAUCUGGCCUGUUGCCUUAGCAAAACCACAUAUUAUGGGGAUACAUGCUGAUUUGUUUUUGGGUGUGUUUAAUAAGUUAGUAAACACGAUGAUAUACCCGAGACCUUGUCGAUAUAGGUUUAUGCAAU
This is a messenger RNA of Hibiscus syriacus, 1985 nucleotides long. RefSeq names its product ubiquitin domain-containing protein DSK2a-like. Gene Ontology annotation, biological process: ubiquitin-dependent protein catabolic process. Lineage: Eukaryota; Viridiplantae; Streptophyta; Magnoliopsida; Malvales; Malvaceae. The record is from RefSeq and is a predicted model, not a curated record. Gene Ontology annotation, molecular function: polyubiquitin modification-dependent protein binding. Gene Ontology annotation, cellular component: cytosol. The coding region runs from base 211 to 1755 and encodes 514 amino acids. The transcript has 9 exons.